ACCGGUCGACAUCACAAUUUCUCUCCCCUUUCCUUUGUUCACGCUCAAUUGUCGCAUUCAACAAAAUUCACUUCAUACUUUCAACUUCAACUCAUCUCUCUCUCUUUCUCUCAUUCUCUGCAAUGCCAGUUUCUUCUUCCAUUUCUUCACUCAAAUUUAUGCGUCUAUUUCAAAUACCCAACUGAUUUCCGCAAAACAUUCGUUUACCGUUUUCCGUACAUCGUCGGCAUCAUCAUAGAUCAAUCAAUCACUUCGGCAUGAUCGACUCGGUUUUCCAGUUUCUCGUGCCGUCUUUAUGGGAAGUCGAGAUCACUUUCGCCGCCGCUGUUUUCAUCAUCGCCUCUUACUGUUUCUUUACGUACAGCGGCGAUUGCGGUUCCUACGAUGCCGAUUACGUUCACAAUCAAGCUCUGGCUGAGAAUUCGGCCACUGUUGAUGGUACUGACGAGAGGGAAAAGAUACCAGGAGACUCUCAGUCAGGCACUAAUUACAUGAUCAAGGUGGAACUAUUAGCAGCGAAAAAUCUAAUUGCUGCCAAUUUGAACGGCACAUCGGAUCCUUAUGCAAUGAUCACCUGUGGUACAGAAAAGCUAUUCAGCUCAAUGAUUCCAGGUUCAAGAAAUCCUAUUUGGGGAGAGGAAUUCAACUUUUCUGUUGACAAUCUUCCUGCCAAGAUUAAUGUGACAAUAUAUGACUGGGACAUAAUUUGGAAAAGUGCUGUUAUUGGUUCAGUGACUGUUCCAGUUGAAAGUCAAGGUCAGACUGGUGCUGUAUGGUAUACACUAGACAGCACCUCAGGUCAGGUCUGUCUUCACAUUAAGACCAUCAAACUUGCUACAAAUUCAUCCAGGAUCUUGAAUCGAAGGAGAAUAUCCGAACAAGGAGCAAUAGUUGUUCAUCAGAAACCUGGGCCUUUGCAAACAAUAUUUAAUUUUCUUCCAGAUGAGGUUGCUGAGCACAGCUUUUCAUGUGCCCUUGAGAGAUCCUUCCUCUAUCAUGGUCGCAUGUAUGUUUCUGCAUGGCACAUUUGCUUUCAUUCAAAUGUGUUCUCCAAGCAAAUGAAGGUUAUUAUACCACUUGGUGAUAUAGAUGAAAUACGGAGGAGCCAACAUGCAGUUAUCAAUCCUGCCAUUACUAUAAUUCUUCGGGUGGGUGCUGGAGGACAUGGUGUACCCCCAUUGGGAAAUCCUGAUGGUAGAGUCAGGUACAUGUUUGCAUCAUUUUGGAACAGAAAUCAUGCUGUGAGAGCUUUACAGCGCCAUGUCAAGAACUACAUUGCAAUGAUAGAAGCUGAGAAAAAGGAGGAGGCACAGUCGGCACUUCGAGCUCAUAGCAGCUCUGCUAAAGCCAUCAAAGAGCUGGCAAAGGUUCCCAGUGAGACUGCACCAAAACCUGUGAAAUUUCAGUCCUUUAUCAACGAAGAUAUUCUUGUCAGCAUACCUAGUGGUGUUUUUGCAAGCACAGCUGAACAAUACUUUGAUAUAGUGUUGAGUGAUGGUUCAAAUUUUACGAAUGAGUAUCGAGCAAUCAGAAAGGACACAAAUCUCUCUGUUGGCCCAUGGCAUGCUGCUAAUGAAUACGAGGGUCAAGUCAGAGAGAUAAAACUGAGAGCCCUAUGUAACAGUCCCAUGUGCCCUGCAGACACUGCAAUGACAGAAUGGCAGCAUGCAGUUUUCUCUCCAGAUAAAAAGAAACUGGUUUUUGAGACUGUACAACAAGCACAUGAUGUUCCUUUUGGAUCUUACUUUGAGGUUCAUUGCCAAUGGACUUUGGAGACUAGCUCUGAGUCCUCAUGCAAUGCUCAUAUACGAGUAGGUGCUCAUUUCAAGAAAUGGUGUGUGAUGCAAUCAAAAAUAAAGUCUAGCGCAAUCAAUGAGUGUAAGAAAGAGGUAGGGUUGAUACUAGAGGUGGCGAAUUCAUUCAUUAAAUCGAAGACUUCUGGUAGUGAACUUAACAACAUGGUGGUAUCUAUUCCUUCAACUGUUGAAGAGAGUGCUUCUUGAAUACACAAAUCCUUGUUAAUUUGAUUUUUUUGAAAAUUUCUUGGGAGGGAGGGGAGGGGUCAUCAUGUAAUCACCACAUAGGGACAACAACUAAAGUUUACCUAAUUAUUGUUCCAACAUUGGAGGAUCAAUCUGUUAGUUGUUGUAUAUAUGAAUAUCUAUAGAUUAUACAGAGUUCUUUUGAGUUGCAAAACCUUCUAGUUUAUU
Impatiens glandulifera is the source of this 2210-nucleotide messenger RNA. Its product is annotated as BAG-associated GRAM protein 1-like. Lineage: Eukaryota; Viridiplantae; Streptophyta; Magnoliopsida; Ericales; Balsaminaceae. Bases 258 to 2003 code for a protein of 581 amino acids. The transcript has 18 exons. The record is from RefSeq and is a predicted model, not a curated record.